Molecule: messenger RNA, 1155 nt
Organism: Ogataea parapolymorpha DL-1
Lineage: Eukaryota; Fungi; Ascomycota; Pichiomycetes; Pichiales; Pichiaceae
Product: Karyogamy protein KAR4
Exons: 1
Coding region: 1-1155 (384 amino acids)
Cellular component (GO): nucleus; RNA N6-methyladenosine methyltransferase complex
Molecular function (GO): mRNA binding
Source: RefSeq, a predicted model, not a curated record
AUGAAUAAUACAUCCUAUAUCAAGCCAGUAGGUACAAGAUCGGGAUAUCCUUACCUAUCAAGCCUUCAAGGAUGGCAGGGAUCAGAUUAUAAUAUUCAAAAAUCACUAGCACAUCAACCUGGUGAUGGCCAUAGACUUGUUGCAACACGUGCCUCCGUUAAAGAUUCAUAUUCAAAGACUACAAGAACUUUAGCAUCCUUGAAUCCCCAACAGACAAACAAUAGGACAGGGAAAGGGAACGCCAAUAGUAAGCAAAACAAUGAGAGCAAAAGCUCCGUUCCAUGUUUCAAGAAUGAUUAUUCAAAUCAUUACAUCCAUUCUGGUGUCCUUCCAGUCAAAUAUGUAAGAAACGCAAUUCAACCUGUGGAAGGAUAUCCAAAGCUACAAAAGCUUAUUAAACUUAAAGAGCAACAGGUGAUGAAAUAUGCUACUAGAGCUUAUGGCUCAAGAGUCAAGCCUGAAAAAAUGGUUGAUACGUUGAACAAGUGGAUAUACGAGGACAACUUACAGUUUGAUGUUAUCAUGAUUGGUGCAUUAUCUGAAAACCAGUUAUUAUACCCCUUGAUAUCGCAACUUCCAAUUGAUAAACUAUGUGCUAAACCGGGAUUUUUGUUCAUCUGGGCAUCCACCCAGAAAAUAUCCGAGCUUUCUAAACUUCUUUCAAACACGGGCACAUGGACAAAAAAAUUUAGGAGAUCAGAAGAGCUUGUGUUCGUUCCUGUGGACAAGAAUUCGCCAUUCUAUCCCACCGAUUCACUUAUCCCUGAAGAACAAUUGCUAGAACAAAUGCAAUGGCAUUGUUGGAUGUGUAUUACUGGAACCGUACGGAGAUCAUCAGACAAGAACCUUAUUCACUGCAACAUUAACACUGAUCUUUCCAUUGAAAAUGCUUCCACGAAGAACUCGGCCGUUCCAGCACAGAUAUACCAAGUUGCCGAGAAUUUUUCGACUUCCACCAAACGGCUGCAUAUCAUCCCAUCAAAGACAGGGCUUGAUCAUCCUGUGAAACUGAGGCCAGGCUGGGUUAUCCUGAGCCCCGAUGUCAUGCUCGAUAACUUUGAUGCAUUGAAAUACAAAAAGGAGAUUGCAAGUCUGGGUUCCAAUAUUCCUCUUGAUGACGAAAUUGAACAAUUAAGACCCAAGACUCCAGUUUAA